AGGCGGAGGCGGCGGCGGCGGAAGAGGGCGGAGGGUAGUGGGAUGGGGGUCCCGCGGCAGCGCUGAAACUCCGGGUGGGCGUUCAUGGCGCCGCUGCGCUGACAGGGCUGGGAGCAGCUCGCCUUCCGCCCUCGCCCGCUCAGCGUCCGAGCAACCGGUCCUUCCUCGGGGAGCCAGUUCCUCCCCGGGCCGCCGAGCCAUGCCCAUCGCGACCGUCCGGGACGAGCCAGGCAUAAAUUAAUUAUUGGAAAGCUGCUAGACAAUGGAGCCAGACAUCAUUCGAAUGUAUUCUUCGUCUCCCCCACCGCUAGACAAUGGAGCAGAGGAUGAUGAUGAGGAUGAAUUUGGGGAAUUUGGUGGGUUUUCAGAAGUCAGCCCUUCUGGUGUGGGGUUUGUUGAUUUUGAUGCACCAGAUUACACUCGUCCUGAGGAAGACUUUGUACCUUCAAACCAUUUUAUGCCAAUUCAUGAUUAUUCAGAAAAUGUAGAUAGCCUUACAAGCUUUAAGUCCGUUAAAAAUGGUAAUGAUAAGGAUAUCACUGCUGAACUUUCUGCUCCUCUGAAAAGUCAAUCUGAUAUUGUACUUUCUACCACCAGCAAAGAAAUGACUCCAUCUAAAAUUUUAGAGACUUCCAUCGAUGGCACGGAAAGCCUGGGAGAUUUAAAUAAAGUAGUGAUACCAGGACCAAACACUGGACAACCCAGAAGUUUCUCUCCAGGAGAUUUUAGAACUGAUAGAAACAUUGUUCAUCAAACCAAACAGUUAGAGAGCUGCAAUGGUGAAAAGCCGCCUUGCCUGGAAAUUCUAACAAACGGGUUUACAGGUUUAGAAACUGUAAAUCCUCAGGGAACAGAAGACCUGGACAACGUGGCUGAUUCAAGGAGAUUGAAACCUCAUAGCCCUUGUGGCACGGAGUGUGGUUUAGAGUCUGCAUCUAGUCCUGCUAAGGAAUUUGCGGAUUUUGCUGCCUUUUCCCAAACAGAAAGGAUACAACUAGAAGAAGCAGAAUGUGCAAUUUUAAAUGAUAGCGAUGCACUGACCGUCCAGGAAAACAGCAGAGUCAACAGAGUCAACGAACUGAACUCUAGGAAGGGCGUGUCUGUGGGUAGAAGCUUUGAGGAUGAAGGAGUUACUGAUGGAGAACAUCAAGUCUGUGUUUCAGAGGUCCAUGUAAUAACUGACAGAGAUCUCCAUGUUGAAAAGCAAGACCUUCAAACACUGCGACAGGAUGAAUUUUUAAAUUCAAGAAUUCAGUCUGAGGCUUGGAACUUGGUAGACUCAACUGAAAAUUCAGAAGCCAUUAGGCGGGACCAGUGUAAAACUGAGGAAAAUGAUUUAUUUGCUUCUAAAUGUGCUGACUUAUGCAUGGAUUCUAUUAAAACUUCUGAUGUUAAUGAAGUUGAUUCUUCCAAAGAAGAAAAUAGAAAGUUUACCAAUUCCAAAAGUCCGAACCUUGAUCCCACAGAAGAAAAUAUUUUGGAUGACUCGGCUGCAAGCAUAAAAAAUGGUGACAGUGGUAACGACUUUGCAACUUGCCACGAUACCAAUGAAGAUGAUUUUGGCGACUUUGGUACGGCCAGUGGUGUCACUCCACCUUUUGUUACUUGUACUCAAGAUUCAAUGAGUGAUGUCACUUUUGAAGAGACCUCGGAACAUUGCCUACAUUUUAGUGAGCCAGGUGAUGAUUUUGGAGAAUUUGAGGAUACAAAUGCUGCUUCUUGCCAAGAGGAAAUGAUAUUUACUGAGUCCAACCUAAAACAGACCUCUGGUAGUUUGUCAGAGGAAGAUCAGUUGGCAGGAAAGUCUGCUGGAAAAGACAGUGAAUUUGGAGAUUUUGAUUCUGUGCCAAAUACUCAAGACAGCAGUAGCGCUUUUCAGGACGCCGAUGACUUUGCUGACUUCAGUUCAGCUGGUCCUAGCCAAGCUAUAGACUGGAAUGCUUUUGAGGAUGAACAAAAAGAUGGUUGUUCUUGGGCUGCCUUUGGAGACCAGCAGGCUCCUGAAUCCCAGCAUCGAAAGGAAGUCUGGCAGUCACAUAGGACAGAUGAAAACAUUGAUGCUCUGGGAACCCCUAAGAUGCACAGCAUCCCUUUAGCGACUUCCAAAGGAACAGUUGCUAGUGGCCAUUUGCAGGAUUCAGCCACUUCAGUUCAGACAGCUUUACUCAACCGGUUGGAGAGAAUUUUCGAAGCCUGUUUUCCUUCUGUAUUUGUCCCUGAUGCUGAGGAGGAAGUUACUUCCCUGAAGCACUUGCUGGAAACAAACACCUCGCAGAUAAAAACAAGAGAGGCCUUAGCUGAAAAUGGUGAACUGCUGGAUGUAUGGACGGAACUGCAGGAUAUUCAUGAUGCACAUGGCUUGAGAUACCAGUGGGGUGGCUCCCAUAGCAACAAGAAGCUUUUGUGUUCCUUGGGAAUAGACACUCGAAACAUUCUAUUCACUGGCAAUAAGAAGCAGCCUGUUAUAGUACCCAUGUAUGCAGCAGGAUUGGGUAUGUUAGAGCCCACCAAGGAACCAUUGAAACCACUGUCUGCUGCAGAAAAAAUUGCUUCUAUUGGUCAGACAACCAUUAUGACACCAGAAAUGAACACAUGUACAUCUGAUCCAUUCCAGGAGUCUCUACCACCCGUCCAGUUUGACUGGAGUAGCAGUGGCCUUACUAACCCUUUAGAUGCUAGUGGAGGUUCCACUCUUCUGAACCUUGAUUUCUUUGGGCCCGUGGAUGACAGUAGCUCUAGCAGCAGCACAAUCCCAGGUGUGGAUCCAGAGUUGUAUGAAUUAACAACUGCUAAGCUGGAGACUUCCACCUCAAGCCUCAAAGUGACUGAUGCAUUUGCGAAGCUCAUGUCUACGGUGGAGAAGACGAGCACGUCGACCAGGAAACCAAAAAGAGAGGAACACCUAAGUGAAGAAGCUGUGAAGGUGAUCGCCAGCCUUCCGGACUUAACCUUCAUGCAUGCCAAGGUGUUGAUGUUCCCAGCCACACUGACACCUUCCACAAGCUCCCAGGAACAAGCAGAAGGAUAGCUGGUUGAACUGGACAGUUUCAAAUACUUUUUCCUUUCCUCUAUCCCUUCCCUACCAUCAAAAACAUACCUGCUGUAAUUUAAAAAUGAAUAAAUACAUUCAAGUUCAGCUGAUUUGUUGGUAAGCCACACUAGAAAGGUAUACAUAGUAAUGUAUAUUUAUUUACAUACUGAAGUCCUAAAUUUAUAUUAGAAAAAAUGUAAAUAAUUGGGGAUGAACAUUUUUGAAGAUUUAUUCUUUUGUGUUGCUGGGGUGUAUACAUUUAUGUCUUUGUGAAAUACACUGGUGGUGUCCUUCUUUAAAAAAAAAAAAACUUUUGAAAUAAAAAAAGAAAAUUAAAACCUCAAAUCUCCACUGUCUGGAGUCCCCUCCGGUCUCUCCUCACUGCACUGGCCACUCUUACUUCCCUCCUGGAUGCGCUGUCACUUUGCCGUCACAGAGCUCAGACCCUGUCUGAUUUUCAGUUUGGUCUGUGAUGGGCUGUGUCAGGCCUGGCUUUUGUUAACUUUUCUGGGCUCUGUUUUAGUCUUUUCAAUCUUGCAGAGGUCAUCGCUGCUCUCUGGUUGUAGGGUGUGGAUCACUGUCAGAAUUGGAUUGGAGGCUUGACCGAGAUUGUGCCUGUUUUAAUUAGUUUGAUUUGGAGAAGGACCAAAUGAUAUGAAUGUCUUAAAAUGAAAUUCGUUAGAAAUCUUUCUGUUCUAUCAUACCAUUAUUUUUUGAGGAUUUUGCACAGUGUAAAAUGACAUAAUCAUAGAUUGCUAUGGUUUAGGCUGUAUAUACAGUAAAAAAAAAAAAAAAACUAUGGGUUUUAAAUGUUUGGGGAAAUUCCUAUGGAAAAAAGAGAGCCAUGUAGAGGAGCCUCUAACAAGGUCAAUGUGCAUGCCCAAGACUUUUGAGAUUUCAAGUGUGUAAAUUUCCUUUUAGCUUACACAAUAAUAAAAUAAUU
This is a messenger RNA of Chionomys nivalis (European snow vole), 3974 nucleotides long. RefSeq names its product aftiphilin (gene Aftph). The coding region runs from base 263 to 3028 and encodes 921 amino acids. Gene Ontology annotation, cellular component: trans-Golgi network membrane; AP-1 adaptor complex. Gene Ontology annotation, molecular function: clathrin binding. The record is from RefSeq and is a predicted model, not a curated record. Lineage: Eukaryota; Metazoa; Chordata; Mammalia; Rodentia; Cricetidae. The transcript has 10 exons. Gene Ontology annotation, biological process: intracellular transport.